Copidosoma floridanum is the source of this 2286-nucleotide messenger RNA. RefSeq names its product will decrease acetylation (gene wda). Lineage: Eukaryota; Metazoa; Arthropoda; Insecta; Hymenoptera; Encyrtidae. Gene Ontology annotation, molecular function: protein binding. The record is from RefSeq and is a predicted model, not a curated record.
GGUUCAACCCCAAAACCGUGCUCCUACUGACGCUGAUCAUCUCAAUGAACAACAAAAUCUCCGUUGAUAAUCAUACGUUCAAAGUACAGGAGCCGAUGCCCUCCCUAGGAAGCACCUCCUGCUGCUGACCUGCUGACCCGCAGAUGAAGAUGAAACGCACCAACAAGCUCGACGUCAUCAACGCGACCGUCGAGUCCUACCUGAAGCGUCGCCGCUACCAGGAUCUGGAUAUUUUUAAAAAACCUGAAAAAGCCAAUUGUCGGAGUAGCGAAGAAAUGACGCUAAGCGUAACAGCCGAGUGCGGCACGUCUAGGGACAAUUCCAUAGUUUUUAGCGCAAUUUCAAACGACAUCACUGCGUUGGAUCAAGCUUAUCAGAAGUUGAGACAGUGUAUUGCUGGAUUGUCGGAUGAAAAAACAAAAGUGGAACUAAAAAACAUUCUAUUCCCAGUGUUUUGUCAUCUAUAUUUGGAAAUUCUACACGCUGGGAAUAGACUAGCAGCUGGUCAAUUUUUGAAAAAUUAUCAAGCAGAUUUUACGUUGGAUAAGGAGCGAGAUUUUUUAGAAGAGCUUUCCACUGUUUUUUCCAUACAGGACAUCGAAUUGCGUCCCUACAUUAAGAAUUUCAGGUCGCGAAAAUACAAAGUCAAUCUAUCUGAUGAGGCGCACAUAGUUCUUCAAAAAUUUCUCUCGAAACACGGCCAUGUCGUUCUAAUGCAGGUGAUAAACACGAACAUAACGGUAAUUAAAAGCGUGUCCGAUUUGUAUUCGGUAAUAGAUGAAAGCGAAGAAGAGAAUGAGAAAAAGGCCGAUGUCACGAUCAAUGGUCACGUAGAGCAGCCUGGCGGGACCAGUGUUGAUCGGGAUAUGCGUGAACUUCAAGAAGCCAUUCGAUCGAUACAGAACAGUGCCCAUCAGCCUCUUCGGAUAUUCACUAUAAAUAACGCUAUUGAAAAUGCGAGCGCUGGUAUAAUUACACCAAGCAUGGAUAAAAUGGCUGUGGGCUUUAGUACAUCGGAAAUUAGGCUCUGGGGGAUCGGUGAUACAGUACUUUUAAGGCCUAACGUGAGGAUUCCUAGUAUUCCCCUUGCCUGCGAUCCUGUGUCUAGUGUCGAAUACUUAGAUGAUGGCGAUAUAGAUGAAGCAGGAGCUAUUAUACUCAGAGGUCAUUCCGACGUUGUUCAUGACAUGAGAUUUAUUCCUGAGCCCGAAGUCCUGCUUUCAGUGUCCAGUGAUAAAGACAUGAGAGCUUGGAGACUCGAGGAUUAUACUUGCGCAGCUGUCUACAGCGGCCAUAAUUAUCCGAUUUGGUGUAUGGACACUAGUGUAUUUAAUUUGUACAUAGCGACUGGCUCUCACGACAGAACAGCUAAACUUUGGACGUUAGAUAGAACGUUUCCACUUAGGAUAUAUGCUGGUCAUUUUAUGGAUGUUAACUGCGUGAGAUUUCAUCCAAACACGAAUUAUUUGGCGACGGGUUCUGCUGACAAAACUGUUAGGCUUUGGAACAAAGACGAUGGAAAUUUGCUUAGAGUUUACACUGGUGCUCGAUCGUCGAUUUAUAGUCUUGCCUUUAGUCCUGAUGGAAAAUACUUGGCUUCUUCUGGUGAUGAUAAGAGCAUAUCCAUAUGGGACUUGGCGACAAAUGAAGUUUUAACGGAAUUAAAGGGUCACCAAGACUCUGUUAUGAGCUUAGAUUGGAGCUCAGAUGGUGAAUAUUUGGCUAGUGCUAGUAUAGACGGUACAGUGCAUCUAUGGUCAACCCAAGACUACAUUAAGAAGGGGAAUCCUGGCUCAUCGAAUCUUACUUCAAUCGCCAAUCCACAAACAUUUGCGACGAACUGUUCAAGUAUUCUAUCUUUGCGAUACUACAACAAAAACAAUUCUCUUGUUUGUAUUGGUACUGCAGUGUAACCGUAGUUUUGAAUAUCGAGAAGAAAUUCGUUAACAAAAAAAACGUGAGUCUUCUCAUUGAUUCCGCAAUUUUAUCGGAAUUAUGGUAUCGAUUAGUAUUUUUACCAUAAACUGCAGCAUGUAGCAUAUAGUGUUGUAAAUAAAAGUGAGUUAAGUGUGCAUGUGGAGAUAAACAUAGUGCAGAAAAUAUUAAGGAAGCUUUCCCUUCACGUAUGUAAGUAACGUAAAUAAAUUUUAAUGAAAUUUAAGUUACUGUUUAUAACAGAAGUAUUUCUCAGCAGGCACUUAAUUUAAAAAUAAACCUGUUUGCAUGUUUGUCGCUGUUUGAUAUUAAAAGUAGUUUUUAAAAAAAUUUUCCAAAAACUCUUGACUG